This is a messenger RNA of Dicentrarchus labrax (European seabass), 5380 nucleotides long. RefSeq names its product activated leukocyte cell adhesion molecule a (gene alcama). Lineage: Eukaryota; Metazoa; Chordata; Actinopteri; Moronidae. The transcript is spliced from 16 exons. The record is from RefSeq and is a predicted model, not a curated record. The coding region runs from base 16 to 2049 and encodes 677 amino acids. Gene Ontology annotation, cellular component: plasma membrane. Gene Ontology annotation, biological process: cell adhesion.
CUAUUUUAUUGUUUCAUGAACGCCUCACACCUCCACACUUCCGCAAUAGUAACACCAGGCUCAGCGCGGCGCUCUGUUUCUCUGCUGUCAGUCUGGGAGUUUCCUUAUAUCCGACUACACCUCAAGGCAACAGAGCUUCCUCCUCCCUCUCCUCCUCCUCCUCCUCUCCCGCUCAGUCCUUCAGUUUCACCUGCACUCGCUCUCUCAGAGACUCAGUCUGGUGUGUUGCGGACUUUCCACAGCUCUCCGACCCAACAGAGUGACACAUCCGCGGGCCAUAUUAGAACCGCUCCCACGGACUUCAGCUCGUCAUUCGUGGAAGCUCGGCAGAGACCCCCGCUCUCCCCGGACUCACACUUUAUCAGGAUGGAUUCGGCUGCUUUCCUGUUGCUGGCUUUCGCGAGCGCCGGGACACUUCUCCAAGUUUGGGGUACAGAAAGUGUGACUGCCUUGUAUGGAGAGACCAUUGUUAUACCAUGCAACGAUGGAGCUCCGGUACCCCAGCAUCUGAUGUUCGUCAAGUGGAAAUAUGAAAAAGACGAUGGCACUCCCGGAGACCUGUUGAUCAAACAGGCCCGCAACGAACAGGCCACUGUUCAGGCCACGGACAGUUACGCCCAGCGGGUCAGCAUUGAUGACAAGUUCAACCUGCUUAUCACUCAGGCCUCACUCAAAGACCAAAAGACCUUCACCUGCAUGGUGGUGUCACAUGCCAACCUCAUGGAGUUCCCUGUCUCUGUGCUUGUUUACAAGAAGCCCUCCUCAGUCCAGAUUAUGGACAAGUCUGAAGUGUUGCAGAAGGACAAAACAGUAACGCUGGGAACAUGUGUUGCGGCAGAGGCUAACCCCGCAGCUACAAUAACAUGGAAGAAGAACGGAAAGGCCUUGGUAGACGACGGGAAAGCCAUUGUGAUCACCCCGAGCCUGAAGCUGGAUCCAGCCACAGGCCUGUCCACCACCUCCUCCACCCUCCAGUAUGCAGCCACCAAGGAGGACGUCGGCGCGGUCUUUGCCUGCGUGUCCACACACAGGCUGACCAGCCAGGAGACCGAGCUGGAACCCUUUCCCAUUCACUAUCCAUCAGAGAAGGUUAGCCUCCAAGUCAUGUCCAAGGGACCCGUAGUAGAAGGAGAUAAUGUGACGUUGAAGUGUCACGCUGACGGCAACCCUCCACCUAGCUCCUUCUACUUCCACCUCAAGGGUGAGAAAAUGCUGGUGCAAAAUUCGGACACCUACACUUUGAAUGCCAUCAGCAGGGAGGCUGCGGGUGAAUACAAAUGCUCUUUGGCUGACAACGAGAAAGUGGAGGCCUCCCAGAACAUCCUUGUUAGCUAUCUGGACCUGAGUCUGAGUCCCACUGGGAAGGUUCUGAAGACAGUAGGGGACAGCUUGUCUGUGAAGAUGGAGAAGAUUGCCUCGGGUGACGCUACAGUGUUGUGGACAAAGAAUGGAAAGGCAGUGAAGGAGCCGGAGUUCAGCAAGUUGAGCUAUGCUGAUGCGGGAAUCUUUGUAUGUGAGGUUUCCUUGACUGGACUCACACGACACCAGAGCUUUGAACUGGUCGUAGAAGGAAAGCCUGUGAUCACCAGCCUAACCGAACACAGCACCGGCGAUGCUCAGCACAAAGUUCUGACCUGUGAGGCCGAGGGAGUGCCAGAACCCAGCUUCCAAUGGAGCGUCAACAACACGAACGAGGAGAGCUCUUACAUCAACGGCAAGGCCACCCAUAAGAUCACUGUGAUUCCCAGGCUGAACAUGACUAUCACCUGCACUGUCAGCAAUAAGCUGGGAGAAGAUGUCAUGACCAUCAAUGUCUCCUCUGUUUUUGAGGAGAAAAAUGGGAAAUCAGACCCUCAGGACGAUUCAAAGGACCAGGCCAAGCUCAUAGUGGGUGUCGUUGUAGGGCUCCUCUUCGCUGCCGCCGUGGUGGGACUCGUCUACUGGCUGUACAUAAAGAAUUCAAGACAAGGAAGCUGGAAAACUGGUGAGAAGGAGGUGGGGACAUCUGAGGAGAGCAAGAAACUAGAGGAGAACAAUCACACUGUGUAAAGGCACUCAGGCCGUACUACUGGGGAUGAAAGAGAAGAAGUUGAAAGCAGCUUGCAACAUUAGAACUACAGACUCCCAGUCGGCUGCUGACGCGCUCCAUCAGGCUCCACACAAGCAGCAACAAUCAGAGUAAUUUUCCACUAAGUCCUGCCCACAGCCUGCUGUCCCACCUCACUGUUUGAAGUUGCACUGAGGCUGCCUCGUGUUACUGUGCCAUUUUGUUUUUUGUGUUCCUGGUGAAUGCUCCCUGUUAUGUUUCGUUUGAGCGAUUCUGUGAGGCUGUGUGGUGGGGUUUUUUUUUUGUUGCUUAGUUUUUUCUUUAGGAUUUUUUUUUCUUUUGUUCUUUUUUUUCUUGAAUCUCUUUAAAGAAUGUAAAUUCCUUGUACACUUUUUAAAGGCCUGUAUAGCAAAUCAUAAUUAUGUGUGUGCCCUGGCUGAGCAUGCCAAUGUUCAUUUUUGUUCUUAUUUUUUUGUGCGCUGUGUGUGGAAAACCAUUUGCACAAAGAAAAAGACACUUCACUGCUGUAUAACCUCUACCCAAGCUGUCCUCAAACUUUUCAGAAGAUAACCUCAACAUAUCCAUAACCUCCUCAAUUAAGUUUUCUUUGUUUGAAACACUGGCCAAAGGACUGUCUGAAUAUCUAGUUAAUGGAUGCCAAUCACAGAACAGUCCUUGUUAUAUACAUUGUAUUGGACUGGAUGUACUGUGAAUGAUUUCUGUACAUGCAGUUUAUUGUAACUGUAACCCAAAAGAAAUGAAGAAAGGCAAUCACACAGAGAAGCAUCACGACAGGCACUUCAAAAACGCCUUGGCAAAGUGCGUCGGGAAAAACUGAUUAACCAGUCCCUUCAGGAUUUUUUGGAUUGUUGCGGCCUAAAAUGCCUGAUUUCACAGCAGUGCAUGUUGCAAUGCUUUUUUUGCAAUGAAAUUGGAAGUGAAAGUGAAAACUGCAAAAUUAUUGUUAUUAUACUGAUGGCAGCUUGUUAUAACAUCUCAUUGUUUGGAGAAUUCCAAGUAACUUUACUGAAAAAGGCUCAGGAUUAUGAGGGUAAAUGUGAAACGUUUGCGCCACACAUCUGCACGGUCUGCAUCUUCAUAACUAGAAACGAGGAAGCGAGAUUGGUGGCGUAUGGACUCACUGUUUUGCGCAGGAAACUGCAAUGAUUGGUCAUUUGUUGAAAAGUUGCUUUGAUUGGACAGAAUUAUAAGUCGUACAGAAUUCAUAGGGAAUGAUUGAAUUUGCAUUAAUCGUUUGUGAUCGCAACAUUGCAACUUCCUGUAGGGACUGAUUAACAGAUUUCAGCAGACGUCGGGCUCUAGAAGAGUAAACUCUAGCGCUGUAGAAGUGGAUAACAUAGUAUCGCAACUACAUCCCUGCUCUGUAGUUCUCUCAUAGUCCAACAGCUAGCUAGCUAGCUAACCUGUUUACCGCCAUAGUAAACAGAAUGAAAUGGGAAGUAAAUGGUAAAGUAGUAAAGCCCGCCUCUUGUUUGAUUUCAUUGGCUGUCUGGACCAAGUGUGACAUUAAUGAAUGAUGUGAUCCGUGCCUUGAUCUGAAAAGUUGGAAAUAGUUUAAUGCAUGUCUAAAAACCACUAGAAAAACAUGCGAUGCAAGAGAGGAGCACACACCAGGCGCACUGUACCCAAAACAAUGGUUUUGUUGCUGAUCCAUUUCUAGCAAUGCAUCUCUGUGUGAUUGGCCGUGUUGUGCUAGUUACUCAAAUAUUUUAUUUAUUGCUCUUUUAAUAUUAUUACUUUAAUUAUUACUCCCUGCCAACCGUAAUUAGUUACACUUCUAGUUAUAUUACUUGUCUGCUAUACUCCCCAUAAGAUUGGUAGUAGUGUUUUGUUUGUUAAAAUCAAAGUAAUGGAAGUGUUUCCAUCUUCCAAGGUAGUUCUCUCUACGAUUACAAAAGUGAAUUUAUGAAUGUGAUUGGAUUGUUGGAUUUCAAAUUAGCAGGGAGGUGACAACAAAAAUAAGGAACUAAGGUUGUAACUAAUUAUUUUUUUGGGAGGGUAACUAAUAUUAUUACUGAAAUGUAUUAGUAAUUAGUUACACUACUAGUUACUGGGGAAAGUAAUAUUACUGUAAUAUUAUUACUAGUAAUGAGUUACUGCUCGAUACUAGGGAUCGGCCCCAUACUGUGUUUUAAAUUGCAUUUGUAAAUUGGCAUUCAGCAAAUGGAACAUAAGUUGCUUUGGUUGAUAUUUUGUUGUUUGUCUCAGGAGGGACUUUUUAAUUGCUUUAUGUUGCAAAUAAUUUGAAAUGAUUUAAAUAAUUUCUGAAAAUAAAAAAAGGAAAUGAAAAGGCAAUAAGUCACCGGAAACGUGCAACAACUUGUAAGAAAUGCAAAAGUAUGUUCUGCCAUAAUUUUCUUCUUUUUGAAGAUCAUGUUGUUUAGUUUAAUACACUACAUUGUUGUCAUCAUGUCUUCACCUGUCUGCUCUACAGCUCCUAGAGGUUGGUAGGUUUUUGGAGUAGAUUUUAAUACUUGCUGUUUUGAUUUUGGAAGAGCUUUACUGAUGCCAGGUCUGAAUUCUAUUUUUUGUGUUUUUGAUGUAUUUAUAUUCUGUGUGCAACCUACCUGGAUAGCGAUGCUGCAGCAUGCAAGAUAAUUGUUUUUAUAAGCCUGCACAGAAGGCAUCAUGUGUUGAAAAGGUACUGUACGGUAGGAGAGUUACAUGACAGUGGAUCAGGCGAUACAGUAUCUGAGCUCUUUCUCUGCUGUUUUAAUGUUAUUUUUAGCUCAGUGGUGUGAAGGAUAACACAAACUGAAGACAGUGAUUGAGAUUGGCAGAUUAGAUGAGAUGCAUAAAGAUGUUGGAUUUUACAUUUUUGCUUUGGUUCAUCCCAUAAUGCAACAGCCCAGUGACCCACCAAAGAGAGCAUUGGUAAGACGGCUUGAGUAGAAUCCUAAACAUUGUUGUAGUUCACUAGUUUACAGUUUUCAAUGUGUAAACCUGCUGAAUACAUCUACAUAUUUAUGACUCGUGUUCUGAUGAAUAACUUGACAAAAAAGAAGCAUCAACAUUUCACCUCAACCUACAAUCUGUUAAUCCGUAGGGAUUAAGACUAUUAGCUAAUAGUCAGGUUUAUUUAUAAGAAAUUUGAGUUUACAUCUGGCUAACGCCUCCCUGUGGUGAUUAAAGAUACACACAGAACUGUUUUGUAGACCACAAUGAUUUUGCAUCAUGAAUCCCAUUAGUAUGGCAAGACAGUAGCAAUUGCAGUCUUUUAAAUUGACCUUUUCACUUUGUGAUUGUCUUUGGGAUGCCACUUUUACAAACUGUAUCAAAGAGAUGACAGUCCACCCUUUUUUUUUUUUAAAA